AUGAGCUCCCCUUUCCGGCCGUCAGACUCGACGAGGUCAACACCGAGAUCUAGUCCGUCUCGACAACGCCUCAGCGAGUCUCGCAAUGGCCGCCUGAACGGUUUCCACCGUCCCGGCAGGGACAGUUUGCUGGCUGAUAGUCCGUCUCGCCAACUCUGGGAAGAGUUCAGCCGGGUCGUUGUCGAUGACAACCGCAAUUUCGCGCGUGCACUUGACGCGCAGACAGCGGAGCAAGAGCGACUACACCGACAAGCUCUAGACGCAUCAUUAGCGCAGCAUGAAGCGGUUCGGCAAUCUGCCGAGCGAGCACGCGUGCGCGUGGAAUACGAGAUCAAGCGCGAGCAGGAACGACGGGCGGAGCUUGAGCGACAGGCGAUCGAGGAGCAGGAGUUGAAGCUUGCCGAAGAAAGGGCGCAACGCGAAAGGAAGCGAUUGGAGGAUGCUAAGCGCCGGGAAGAUCAGCGGCGAGAAGCGGAGUCGCUGAAGCAGCAGCAGGAGGAGCAUGAGCGGCAGACAGCGUCGCAGAGGGAGCAGGAAGAGGCCGAGAGGGCGGAGAGGGCGCAGAAGGCGGCACGCGACAAAGAAGCCGCGGAUUGGAAGGUGCAAAGUGAAGAUGCAGAGAGGCGGCGAAGGCAGUCGCAACAACAGCAACCUCCGCCUCAACCGCAACCUUCAUCUCAGCCUGCGGCAGCGCAGAUACAACAGCCGAAUGGUACCGCAGCGUCACCAGCACCUCCGACAAAUGGCAUCCUCCCUCAGCCCACGGCAACUACCACAUCUGCGUCAAAUAAUCAAAGCCUAACUAGCACCCUCCAAUCGCGCAAAGCCGUCCACCAACGCUAUAUCGGACUCUGGAAACAUCUGAAAGACUUCCGAAAUUGGACUGAAACCGAGUGCAAGAAAACAGGCUUCAAGCAGCUCGGGGAGAUGAAACGGACUAUUCGCACCCAACUCGGCAUGAUCAACAAACUGGACAAAGCUGCUAACAGGACAUAUCUCGCAAAGAUAGAAGCCAUCCUCAAGCAAGCCUCCGCUUUGAAUACUCCAAGCGUGGACGUGGCACCUUUUCUCAUUUCCACUAAUGCACAAGAAGCAGCGGUGCCAUCCCGCCAAUAUCCUGCGAUUCUACUUUACCUCCUCAACCAACUCGCCAAAUCAGGCCUCAAACAGCUCGUCUCCGAGAACGGCACCGACACCGCCUCCGCGGACCCGAUCGGCAUCCUUCUAGUCCAGAUCUUCGCUCGACCCGAGUAUCAAUGGCAGGGGCAUAGCUUGAUUGACAUCCUCUGGGCCAAGUACCACGUCCUCUGUCCGCAACUGUUCGGAGUACCCGCCCGAGAAGCAGCGGCAGAAGAGUACUGGUGGCGCUGCACAGGUCUUGCCGCGGGCUUCUCAGCUCUCACGCUCCGCGACUUCAGCCGCUCAAAGAACGCCAACCCGGCCCCGAAUCGGCUGUGGUGGGAGGCGGUGGCAAGGAUUGUGAACUUACCCGCUGAGGAGGUGCAGGCGACGCAUUUUGUGCUGCUUAAGGCGCUGGUCGAGGAAUUCGUGCCCAGGAUCAUUGGUAUCUUUGGCGGAGCGGGGAAGGCUUUGUUGAGGAAAGCGGUGGUUGAGUUUCCAGCUAAAGGGAACAAGAAAUCGGCGGGCGUGGUGGCGUUGCAGAGUAUGCAGAUGACGCUGCAGCAGAAGUACGGGCUUACGCUUUAGGAGGGCGUGGGCAGUUCGAGCUCCGCUGGGCAUGGUUUUGCGUUUGCUGGGGCGGCGAAGCGAGGUUUGGCUGGCAUGGAGUCGAGAUUCCCGGAAAGGGGUGUGAACUUGAAUCCGCUUCGGCGCACUAUUCCUACUGGACCGGCUGUGGGCCAGACGUACCGGACGCCAGGAAGCUUGCAAUGGCGCGCUGGCAAUGGAGGAAUGGCAGUAAAAGGCACAGGAUUGCCUGGCGGCUGGUAGCGGUAGGAUGCACUCGGCUGGUGAGGCUAACGGUGACUUCAUGGUUGUGCACAACCUUCACAUUCGACCAUGUUGCGGGACAGUACUGGCCGUCCGACUCAGCAAGCGGACGCUGCUUUGUAGAUGCGGGCGUUCUGAAUUAACGUUGCUUCACCACUUCGCAUAGCAAG
Molecule: messenger RNA, 2120 nt
Organism: Baudoinia panamericana UAMH 10762
Lineage: Eukaryota; Fungi; Ascomycota; Dothideomycetes; Mycosphaerellales; Teratosphaeriaceae
Exons: 2
Coding region: 1-1707 (568 amino acids)
Biological process (GO): regulation of translational initiation; regulation of translational termination; poly(A)+ mRNA export from nucleus
Cellular component (GO): nuclear pore; nuclear pore cytoplasmic filaments; cytoplasm
Molecular function (GO): phospholipid binding; translation initiation factor binding; inositol hexakisphosphate binding
Source: RefSeq, a predicted model, not a curated record